GAAUUCCACACAGAGCUGAAGGAGAAUGGAGUUUCCCUCGAGUUGCUGGCUGAAUACUUUCAAAAUCCAGCCAAUUUCGAGAUCGAUCCGAAUACGGACAGCAUACCUGCGGAUCAACCCAGAGCGCACCUGACACCCUCGCGAACGAAAACUGGCACUGUUGAGACGGUACCUCUGACUGACUACACGUCCCUGACUGAGCGAUUGCGCCUGAUGGAAAUAGAGUUGUCGCAGAGCAGAGAGUCUGAGGCGAAUCUGCGGGCACAGGUGGCACAACUGCAUCGGAAAGGCUCCUCCGCUAGCCCAACCUCGCGAAGGUCGAGCGUGGGUAUCACCAAAAGCGCACCGAUGCGCAAGCAAAUUGCAGCUGGAACUACAAAUGCUACCCGAACACUGUCGCGGAGGCGGUCAUUGGCUGGAAAGAGUAGUAAUGUUGUCACAAAUCUACCGCGUGAGCAGAAGCAGGCGAUAACCGCUAUAGUCCACCAGUAUCUGGUACAAUCAGGCAAUAAGGAAACGGCCAAUACAUUUGCCGACGAAGCUGGGGAUCCAGACUUUGACGAUUGGCAAUUGGUGGGACUACCGCACGAACCGCCGCCGCUGCACCUGAUUUUCAAACAGCACUGCAACGCGAAAAACGCCACAAACACACUAACAGCACAAACACGAUCACCGGGCGUACUGGACAUUCUGGUGAAGCCAACAAAUUCAAAAAUCUCAAGUCGGGUUGUGGCUGGCGGUUUCGAAGUUCGGAACCAAACCACUGAUUCAGAUACUCCACGCAAAGACGUAGGCGGCAGAAAAAGUCGGAACUUUCCGGGACCACCGAAAUCAACUGCAUAUAAGGCAGAGCAGGAAAGCAACGAUGAGGGUCUGCCUAUGCGUCGCGUGAAAAGUGAAACCAGGUUCAUGUCUGUGGAGCAAGAACUGACACUUGACAUCGAACACCUCAGAAGGGGCUAUGAGGCAAUGAAACAGACCAACGGACAUCUGCGAGCGCGCAACGAAGAAUUGCAGACGAUGGUCGACCAAGCUAGUUUUGCGGCCGAUGAAGGGUCGGCUUGUGCACGAACUGCGAGUGAAAGGGAGGAAAAAGAUAUGCAUAUGACGCUGGAACGGAUGUACAGCGUAAACACUCUGCGACAACGACCUCUUGCCUAUCGGAAAGCCAUCGAAACCGUCUCAUUGUAUGGGUCCGGAAAGGAUCGACUUUCUCUCGAGGUCAUACACAUCAAGAAGCACAAUGAUGACCCUGUGGAUGUGCUUGGGUGGUGCCUUCCCAAUAUUAUCCCCCAUGUACUGGUCAAGAGGAGAGACGAGCUUAUACCUGCACUCAUAAUAACGAUUCAAAGACACCGCAAGCCCAAGGUGCGAGAUCAGCUCACCAACAUAUUAUUCAAUUUAGUACGGAAGCCCACAGAAAACCAGCGGAGAUGCUGGGAACAGAUCAACCACCCGCAUGCAGAGCGACGGAUAUUAGUCGCGGACACAUGUGGCAAGCUCGCUCGCUUUGUCAAGCCCGAACUUCGGAGCAGUCUGGUGGUGAGCAUUUUGACCCAACUUAUGGAGGAUACCUCCGACAUGGUCCGCCAAUCGGCUGUUAAGAAUUUGGGCCUAGUUGUGACCUAUUUGGAAGGCAAGGACAAGCACAAGAGUCUGACGAAAUUGUUGAUUUUGGCAAUAUUGGACCGGAACGACCGGGUAGUCAGGGCAGCCGAAGCCCUUUACCUGCCCUCGAUGGCUCAGAGUGCGUGUGAAUUGGAUCUAUUGUGUACCAGUUUUCUUCCUACUCUGUAUACAUCAUUGGAGAAUGCGAUGGGGAAAAUGAUUGAAUUAGCGCCCCAGCCCAAUGUCAUGUUCGGCGGCAAUCAAUACAAACAACGGCAAGCCAGGCAACAGCAGACACCCCACAAUCUCGAAGCCGCACGGGAGACUAAGAACGUAUUGAUGCACAUAGAGGCCCUGUGUCUGCUCGUUCCUUUUCUGUACGCAUACCUGCUGCGUGCAUCACCCUUCGGUACACUCGUACAAGACGAGACCGCGCUCGCCCCCACGGGCAGGACCGGUUCGUUCGGUUUUUCGGGUGGUAAAGACGGGCGAGGUGUCAAUGGACAGACGGCUGAGGGUCUGGCGAUGGCGGUGUUGGAAGACGAGGUCUUCAAUGAUGCCCUGGGGGCUGAGCCAUCGUGGCUGGAUGCCAUGGAGGACGAUGAUUUCUGGAAAGAUAUGGAAGCGGUGGAUGAGGACAGAGUUGACAGCGACGAUCAAGACCAGGCCUUAGUUUUGACGCGGAAACCAAGUUUUACGAAACAUGCCGAAAACUUGCUUUUUGCUACCAGUACCUUAUUAGGAAGUGAUAGCAUACAGGCACGAUUGCAGCUCAAAUUGGACGAACAUGUCAGUAGGAGUCAGGUUCACCGACCGGGUGACGAGCUGGCGUAUGUGCGCUUGGAUAUUUUUCACAUGUACAGCCAAUAUGCGUCUAUCUAUACACUGAAGACAUAA
This is a messenger RNA of Sphaeroforma arctica JP610, 2505 nucleotides long. RefSeq lists its product as hypothetical. The transcript has 13 exons. Gene Ontology annotation, molecular function: protein binding. The annotation marks the transcript as partial. Gene Ontology annotation, biological process: intracellular cholesterol transport. Gene Ontology annotation, cellular component: trans-Golgi network; recycling endosome. Lineage: Eukaryota; Ichthyosporea; Ichthyophonida. The record is from RefSeq and is a predicted model, not a curated record.